This is a messenger RNA of Tarenaya hassleriana, 4586 nucleotides long. RefSeq lists its product as uncharacterized. The transcript is spliced from 12 exons. The coding region runs from base 531 to 4283 and encodes 1250 amino acids. The record is from RefSeq and is a predicted model, not a curated record. Lineage: Eukaryota; Viridiplantae; Streptophyta; Magnoliopsida; Brassicales; Cleomaceae.
UCCACGGGAAAAAAAAGGCUGUCUGAAGAAGAAAAACACAUUCUCUCUACAGUUUAUUUUUGUAUGUAGAGAGAGAGAGAGAGAGAGAGAGAGAGAGAGAGAGAGAAAGCAAAGCUCUUUCAGCGUGGGGGAAAAAGAAAGAUUGCGUUUUGAGCAAAACCAGUGCAGUAACGACAAAUUUCCAGACACUGUUAGGGUUUCUUAUGCUUUUUCUCUCGAAGUCUAGCUCCGAAAUUGGGAAGAAAGAAGCUCGAUCAAGAUAAAAAAAAAUUCUGGAUUUUAACCAGAAAUGGAAAGUUCCCAGUUCAAUGCCGGAUCGGUUGAGUGGUGAGUUCUUCGGCCUGAAGAAGAAGAAGAAGAGGAAAGAACCCGAGGAUCUCGUUCGACUAGCAUUUGGGGUCAUUGGACAUCCUUUCCAAUUCUUGUUUCCUCAGGCCCCUUUCCACGAAUUCGAGACCAUGUUCAGUUGAAUUAUGGUAUAUAGUUUUGGCUGUACUUACAAUUUGUAGGAGGAGCCUAUCUGAGUGAAAAUGAGGUCAGAUACAAUUCUUGAUUAUGCCGUAUUCCAGUUGUCACCAAAGCAUUCACGUUGUGAACUGUUUGUAUCAAGUAACGGACAAACAGAGAAGCUUGCUUCGGGAUUGAUUCAACCAUUUGUAAAUAAUUUGAGAGUUCUUGAAGCCCAAGCUGCUCAGGGAGGUCAGUCCUCUAUUAGAUUGGAGGUGGAAAAAAGUAAAGAUGGUGAGACUUGGUUCACAAAAGGGACACUCGAGAGAUUUGUCCAAUUUGUUUGUAAUCCAGAAGUUUUGGAAAGGGUCAGUACAUUUGAUUUGGAGAUGUCACAGUUAGAAGCAGCUCGGAAUUUAUAUUCUCAGGGAAACGAGGACCGGCAAUAUGGUGGAUCAGAUUAUGGAAGAGGCAUGGCAGAUGCCACAAAGAAGGAGCUCUUAAGGGCUAUAGACCUAAGACUUGAUGCAGUUAAGAAGGAUUUAACCAUGGCAAUCUCUAAUGCAUCAGCUAGUGGUUUCAACCCUGACAGUGUUUUUAAACUCCAACUUCUUGCUGAUAGAUUUGGUGCACAUCGCUUGGAUGAAGCGUGCAGCAAAUUUGUCUCACUCUGGCAGAGAAGGCCGUACCUGAUUGACUUGCGGAACUUAAAUGUCAAUGCUCAAACAAGCCAGUCAUUGCGGACACCAGAUAUGUCAGUCAAUGAACCUAGUGAUGACCCCGAUGGUAUUCAAAAGGCCGGUAGGUCUAAUCUGCCUGAAGAGAAUAGACACCAUCCUAGUCUUGAACAAGCUGACAUGACCCAGAAACAAAACCCAGUAGAGCAAUCAGAACAACAAACACAAGAGUGUCCUAAGAGUACCAAAACGGUUAAAGACGAGAAAAAGGAUGGGAGUUCCGCUGAAGAAUCUUCUACAGUUCGGCCUGGCCACACCAGGCGGCUCAGUGUACAGGAUAGGAUCAAUCUUUUUGAGAGCAAACAGAAAGAGAACUCAAAUUCUGGAGGAAAACCAGUGCCUCCUGGUAAAUCCACCGAACUGAGGAGGCUCUCCUCAGAUGUUUCAUCAGCUCCUACGACUUCUGAGAAGUCUGUAUUGAGAAGAUGGAGUAUUGUUAGUGACUUGAGCAUAGAUCUUGCCUCAGAUAAGAAGUUGGACACUAGCACAGAAAGUCCUUUGUGUACUCCAUUAUCUGUUCCUCAUGCCAAAGGGGAUUUAGAGCCCAAAGAAUCUAACGAAAAGGAUAAAAAGCAAGAAAAGGGUUCGGGCAAUGAUGUUUUUUCUAUCAAAAGUGAGCCAAAGAGUGUUUCUGAGAAUGUUGGUUACCAAGGAGCAUCUAAUCUCAGAAUGAAGAGUUCCACAGCAGAGGUAGAGAACAAAAUGGGUUCUGGAAUUCAAGUGACUUCUGGCUCGCCGUCUGAAUCAGACAUUGAUUCAAAUCACUCUUCUGAUGCUCAUGUCAAAGGUGGUGUGGAAUUUAAAGUCAAGGAUGUUCAAUGUCACGACACUGAUGAGAAUGUGUCUUCUCAGCCCCAGAGAAGAUCUUUUACUGGCAGACAGGGGAAGAAAGAAGUAGUUUCAUCAAACAAGCAAUCAGACACAACAGAUUCCCAGAGAGCAGUAUCUCAGAAACCAACCUCUGCAGAUUCUGAACAGAGACAAAAAUCAUCUGGUGGAAGGGAUGAUGGUAAUGAUGGGAAUGACAGGCGGGUAGGCCAAGAAAACAUGGAUAGGAUUCCUAUGACAUCUAUGGAUCAAGUUCAGAGGACAGGACAGUCAAAGGGAUACUGUGGGGUGAACGAUGAGUUGAAAAUGAAGGCAAAUGAGCUUGAAAAGCUUUUUGCAGAACAUAAACUUCGUGUUCCAGGGGAUCAAUCAAGUUCUUCUGGGUAUGGCAAGCAAGCUGAAACCGGAGUUGUGCAGACAGAACAGUCAUUUUCCUCUGGGUUUGCUGUAUCAGAAGCACCUCCUCGAUCAUUCCCAGACAAAAGAAGCCAUACUAUGUAUCCGGGCGGGGGUUCUGGUGAUUUCUCAAAGCUUAUCACUCCCUCUACGGGGAAGGUGGUUGGUGACAAUGGGGAUUUGCUGAGGCGGAACUUUUCAGACCUCAGUUUUUCAGAUGAUUCUAGAGGAAAAUUUUAUGAGAAAUAUAUGCAGAAAAGAGAUGCAAAACUGAGAGAAGAAUGGAGUUCGAAUAGGGCUGAGAAGGAAACUAAGUUGAAGUCCAUGCAAGAAGCCCUCGAGCAAAGUAAGAGCGAGAUGAAGGCUAAGUUUUCUGGUUUCUCUGAUAAGCAGAAUUCCCUUUCAAGUACUCGCCAUCGUGCUGAGAAAUUCAGAUCUUUUAACUCAAGGGCAAGUAUGAAAAAGUAUCAGCAUCCAAUAAGCUCAUUUCAGAGCGAAGAAGAUGAAGAUUUCUCCGAAUAUUCAGAUCAGAAACCUCGGGUGAAAGAUAAGACAUCCAAUGGACAAGCCAUUGGCAACAAUGCAACCUCUAGAAGCUUCCAAGCUAAAAAGCUUCAGCCUAACCGAAAUGUAUCUUCUGUUAACCCCCGAACCACCACCACAUCAAUUCCAAAGCCAUCAGCUAAAGUUUCAAAUACCAAUUCCGGGAGGCGAAGAUCUGAAAAGCCGCUUGCUCAAUCUGUUCCCAACUUUUCUGACCUUAAAAAGGAAAACACGAAGCCAUCUUCUUUGGUUGCCAAAACUACUACCCGUACUCAGGGAAGAAACACUGGUCCUGUUAAGCAAGAAAAGCUCCGUAGAUCGUUAAGGAAAAGCUCCUCUGGGAAUAUUGAAUUCACAGAAUUGUCCACUCUGUACUCUGAUGAUGUGCUGGCCCCUGCAAGAGUUGACACAGAGAAGAAUCAGAGAAAUGUCAUUGAUGUUGAUCAUGUUGCUGGUUUUAUACAAGAGGUAAAGGCCACAGAUACAUCUGAAAACUUGAAAAAUGAAGGAUAUGAUGAACUUGAUUCUGAGGUUGAAGUCCCGAAAGAAGAGGAACCAGAAGAACUGGAAAUGGUGGAGGUUGAGGAUGAUGACGAAAAGCCGAGAAUGAGCGAGGAAUAUGAUCAAGUUGAUAAUACCAGGACUGGAGAUACUACUCCCUUAAGAUCUAAUUCUCAGAUCGACUCCAGUUCAAUGACUGACUUGCCUGCUACCGUGUCUUCAACGUUUCAUACUGUUGCCUCGUUACUGGACUCACCAGGGGAAAGCCCUCUUUCAUGGAAUUCAAACAUGCAACACCCAUUUGGCUAUCCGAAUGAGCAUUCAGACAUCGAUGCUUCCAUGGAUUCUCCCAUCGGAAGUCCUGCAUCUUGGAGUUCUCGAAUGAGAAAGAAAUGGGGAGCUGCUCAGAAUCCUGCUAUGAUUGCUAAUUCAUCUCAGCUUCAGUCCCGGAAGGAUUUAACCAAAGGGUUCAAACGAUUGCUAAAAUUUGGAAGAAAAGGCCGUGCUGCAGAAAGUUUCGUGGACUGGGUAUCGGUAACAACAUCUGAAGGAGAUGAUGAUGCUGAAGAUAGACGAGAUCUCGCAAAUCGGUCAUCGGAUGAUUUGAGGAAAUCAAGAAUGGGGUCUUUACAAAGUCACCUUUCUGAAGAUGGAUUCCACGAGAGUGAAUUCAGUGACCAAGCUUCAAAUAGUUCCAUUCAUGCUCCUCCCUCGAGCUUUAAACUGAAGGAGGAUCACCAGAUCUCUGGAAGCUCUAACAAAGCACCAAGAGCAUCGUUUUUCUCGCUUUCCACGUUCCGUAACAAAGGAAACGACAUGAAGCCGAGAUGAAAGAGCCAAAACCCUUGUAGGGUUGGUUGCAUUGUUGAAAUCGGACAUAUCAGAAUGGUGGUUAAGGAUGCUAUCUAUAUACAGAUUAAAAGAUAGAGAUUCUUGAGGGAUGUCUCCUUCAAGAAGCUUUUAGAGAACACAUUCAUCUGUUCGAGAUCUCGUGCUUGUUAUUAUCGUACAUUUUUCUUCAGGAGAUCGAGAUAUAUUUCUUCUGUGGGUAUGUGUGUCUGUUACCAUAUAGACUUUGGUUAUCAUCCGUGUAAUGACAUAUUGUGGCUUACUUUACUCAUUUCAAUACCUUUG